Messenger RNA from Diplodia corticola, 3840 nucleotides. RefSeq lists its product as uncharacterized. Gene Ontology annotation, molecular function: protein binding. NCBI's taxonomy places the organism in Eukaryota, Fungi, Ascomycota, Dothideomycetes, Botryosphaeriales, Botryosphaeriaceae. The transcript has 6 exons. The record is from RefSeq and is a predicted model, not a curated record. Bases 1 to 3840 code for a protein of 1279 amino acids.
AUGAAUUGGACUGCUCAAUCUUUAGUCUACGCCUUCCUGAUUGGUGUAGUCACUCUUCUUAUCAGCUGGAAGAUCAUACAAUUAAAUCCGCCCAAGCCUGAAACACCUCCGACAGGUGAACGGAGCAAGAGUUCAGACUCCAAGACCUUUCGAGUGCAGGGACUACCAGCGAAACAUGGCAAUGAUGGCAUAUCUCCCAGGCACGUCGAAGAGCUAGUGAGAAAGACUUACAGGGUCGGAGAAGAUAUCCGAAUCUCGAUCGGGUCUCUCGCCCCGCAUCCGACAAGGACGGGGGAAAGCGUUGCGACACUAAGCUUUGCGGGGACCCCGGAGUCUUUAAGGAAAUCCCAUGCGCUUGAUCCAGCUUCAACACUCCAGGUGCGCUUGGACGACCAUUUUCAUGGCCUUACGCCGCUACACUCCGUUGAGGAUUCCCACGCGGACCUUGUAAUAGUUGCACUCUCAGGGCUGAACGGGCAUGCUUACGGGUCCUUUAAAAGGAAAGGCGGAGAGUACAUGUGGCUACGAGAUGACCUCUGCCGCUGGCUUCCCAAAGCGCAUGUGUAUAUCUACGGAUACGAUACGGCAAUGGAGCAUAGCGACUCGUUUCAGACCCUCUACGAUCUCGGUGCCUCGCUGAAAUCGACUUUGACAGCGCUACUUAGGCCAGAAGACACUAAUUACUCCCCCACCCCGCUGGUGUUGAUAGGUCAUAGCCUGGGCGGAUUGAUAGUCAAAGAGGCUUUGUGUCAAAUGUCAGAGGGCAAGAAUGUCGAGGAGAAGGGAAUUCUCAAAAGCUUACAAGCCGUGCUGCUUUUCGGAACGCCUAACCAGGGCAUGAACAUCGAGUCCCUUAUUCCCAUGGUGGACGGUCAGGCCAAUGAACUGUUUGUCCGUUCUUUAGGGUGUGAUUCUGCCGAGCUCCGUCGACAAGGAAUAGUCUGGCAUCGCGUAUUCGUAGAACGGCGUGAUGACAAGAUUACCCCACUGCUUGAAGUCUUCUCAUUCUACGAGACUAUGAACUCACCUACUGCAAUCAAGGCCGAUGGAAAGUGGAAGAUGGCUGGAGCUCCAGCCAAGCUGGUUGACCGGAACUCGGCAACUCAUGGACAAUCCUUUGAUGGCAACAAUCAUUACGUACACCCGAUCAAUCGCAACCACUCGGAGCUCGUGAAGUUCACCUCACCAACGGAUGAAGUCUAUAGCGAGACGGUGCUUCCGUUGCUACAAAAACACUAUAAAAUUGCUCAGAGUCGAGAUCCUGUGCUCCUGUUGUCACAGAAUCAGCAAAAAGCAUUAGACCAUUGUCGAUCUUCACUCUCAUUUCCAGAGGAGCAUACACGUGUUGAACAGGUUUUAGUGGCCGAGAACCACACAUGCACUUGGUUUACCAAACAUCCUGACUUCACCGACUGGCUCCGCAACGACAGAGGUCUUCUUUGGCUCCAUGGGCUCCCCGGAGCCGGCAAGUCCACUGCUUUGAAGCACGCCGUCAGAUCUAUGGAAGAUCACCCCCACAAUGCUGUAGUGAUUUCUUUCUUUAUCUACGGACUGGGGAUUGACUUGCAAAAGACCUUACGGGGCAUCUGCUGCAGCCUCCUUCGCCAGCUGCUCCUUCACGUUCCGGAAGCCUUUCUCACCAUGUUGUCAGAGGCACGAGACAAACAUGAGCCACAGAACUGGGGUGCAUUUGAAUUGCAAGAACAUCUCAAGCAGGGGCUGAUGAAGGCGGCAAGGACACGUCCAAUCAUCAUUUUCAUAGACGCCUUGGAUGAGUUCUCGGCUGCGGAGAACGAGCGUGGUGUCUUGGUUCAAUUUCUCCGGGACCUGUGUUAUGGCAAUCAAUACGCCGGUUUGAGAGUGAAAGUCUGCGUAUCAUGCCGAUACUACCCAAACCUGUUCACAAAGGGCAUUGAAAUUCCGGCCGAGAAGCACAACCGCAACGACAUCGCCACUUUCGUCCGCUCCAGUUUGGAAGAUCUACCUGAGAAGAAAAGAGUGCCCCUGGAAGAACACAUCAUCAGUAGCUCAGACGGUGUUUUCCAAUGGACUCAUCUCGUCUGUCUGCGUGUGCACGAUCUCCACCGAGCAGGAAAGCCCCUCAAGGCGAUCUUGGCUGACGUGGACAGUAUUCCCAAGGAGCUGCAUUCGCUUUAUAAGCGGUUGCUGGAAGAGAUCGCCGAAGAAGACAAGAUGCAAUCUCUCAAGCUGUUUCGUUACGUGUGCUUCGGCAAACGCAGGAUUUGCCUCAGAGAACUGCAGCAUGCGUUGGUCAUGACUCCGGACACACGUGAGGUGGCAACGGCCAAGCUCGCCGAAGAGGACACCUUCAUCGAAGAUCUCGAAGAUAUCAAGAAUUCGGCAAAGUAUUUAUCAAAAGGCCUGAUUGUCUCUGAAGACCUCUCGGAGAUCUACAGAUUUCAAGGGAAAGGGUGGGGAGAGCGGCUCCGGUUGAUCCAUGUCUCUGUUAUGGAUUUCAUGCGCGAUGGAGGAUUGAGGACGCUCCAGGAGGCCGAGCCGCAUCCCAGUAGCGAUACGCCUGAAGGGGCCGCCCACUACUACAUCUCGCGCGUGCUGCUCAACUACGUGUUCCGCAGAGGAAUUAGGAAUUUCUACAAAGGCAUUAUCCCAGGGACGUCCAGGGACUUUCCUCUGGAUGCCUACACGCGGACUUCGGUCAUAUCUCACAUCGAAGCCGCGGAAAGUCAAGGAGUGGAUCAAUUCGACCUGCUUCAUCUGUUCGACUGGCCCCACAGAACGAGAGCGAUCGAGAAUUUCUGUCAUCUCAGGAAUGCAUACACUGGGGCUUCGCUGAUCCACUUGCUUGCUGCAUGGGGCAUCAUGAGCGCGCUCAAGCCUUUGAUACAAUACAACCCCAGCGAUGGAUCCAAGACAAGAUACGACUCGGAGAUAUCCGCUCUGCUAUCCCGAGGCACUCCUCCAGCCGGUGUCCUUCUCGCUUCAGGACGCAUCAACCUCGACCUCCCGGACAUCAAACACGCCAAGACGCCCCUGCACUACGCAAUCGAGUACGAUAAAGCCGACGUCGCUCACGAGCUGCUCACCUCAAGCCGAGUCGACCGCAAUGCCCGAGCAAACCUCCAAAUAACCCCUCUCAUGUCUGCCAUCUACCGCGGUCAAACAUCGAUAGUCGAGGAACUGUUGAGCAGCAUCGCCGUCGACCCAGCUGCCCGGGACUACAGAGGCUCCACCGCCAUGCACUAUUGCGCGCAAGCCUUCCGCAGCGAAGGCGCCAUCGUGAAGCUCCUGCUCGACGACCCCCGCUUCGACCCCGACGCCCGCGACAAGGCGGGCGAGACACCACUCCACGUGGCCGUAACCAUGAUUUCCGACCCGCGCAGCGUGCCGCUACUACUCGCGUCUACCCGCGACAUCAACGCACGAAACAGGCGGGGGGAGACGCCGCUGAUCGCGUUUGUGCGGUAUGCCGCUGGCUUGGACGCAUCGGAGCAUGCGGAGCUCGCGGACGUGCUGGUGUGCUUGUUGGGACAUCCGGGGAUCGAGUGUCGGGCGAGGGAUAGGUUGCGGCACACGGCGCUGUUUUAUGCUGCUACUAGGGGGAUGGAGAUGUAUGUGGGGAUGCUGCUUGAGCGGUGUGGUGGCGGCGGCGGCGCCGCUGCUGCUGAUGGGGAUAGCUUGGGACGGACGCCGUUGUCGCAGGCUGCUGGGAGGGGGUACUUGGGGAUUGUGGAGAUGAUGCUUGGUGCGGAGGUGCUGGAUGCGGGGACUGUGCGGUUUGCGUAUCAGGAAGCGAAGAGGGAAGGUAGGGAGGAGGUCAUGAGGAGGUUGCUGGAGACGGGAAAAGUGGAGGAGAAUUAG